AUGCCCCCAAUUUCUAGGAAGAGAUUGUCUAGAAAUUAUGCUAACCGAACGCUAAGAAAUCUGGUGAAAGCGUUAUCAAAUGUAAGCGCACCCCGAGAGAGGUCUGUGUCGGAAUUAGCCUCUGAAAUGAGCAAACGGAUUAGUCAAAGCAAACCCUCGACCUUCGAUGCCGACUACUGGUGGGAAAACAGUAGAUCGGGGUUGUUAGAGCAGACUGAGGGGGAUUUUGGUUGGGAUUUGUUCAAAAGGGCCAUGCGGGAGAAAUUUUAUCCGCUCCAUGUAAGGAAAGAUAAAUCGAACGAGUUUGCGCGAUUAGAGAUGGGUGGUAUGACUGUUGAUGAAUAUUACCACAAAUUUAUGGAGUACCUUAAGUAUUGUCUUGAUGACCGAGCGUCACAAAUAGGGAACAUUUUGAGGAAGGAGAAGGAAAAGGAGAAGGGCAAUGUCCCUGAGAAGAGGAAAGAGGUUACUGGCCAGGCAUUGGAGAAUAUGUCGGGCUUUUAUCAGAAGAAGGCAAGAAAUUUCGGAAAUUUUCAGGGAGGCGGGUCUAAUUCGAAUUCAGGGAUUAGGAAUGGCGCGAAGCCUGCUAAGCCAUUACUGGAUCGAGACGGCAAUGAAAGGAAGUAUUUCUGUAGAAGGUGCAAGAGAAACCAUCCGGGAAAAGAUUGUGAAGGGAAUUUGAUUGAGUGUAACUUUUGCCACAAAAGGGGACACAUAGAGUUUGAAUGCUACUUAAAAAAAGGGGGUAGAAGUCAACAUCCGAGUGGACAACAUCAGCAAUAG
Amaranthus tricolor (Joseph's coat) is the source of this 783-nucleotide messenger RNA. RefSeq lists its product as uncharacterized. The record is from RefSeq and is a predicted model, not a curated record. Bases 1 to 783 code for a protein of 260 amino acids. NCBI's taxonomy places the organism in Eukaryota, Viridiplantae, Streptophyta, Magnoliopsida, Caryophyllales, Amaranthaceae. The transcript is spliced from 3 exons.